AUGGCUUUCACAAAUUACAGCAGUCUGAAUCGAGCACAGCUAACCUUUGAAUAUCUGCACACAAAUUCAACUACUCAUGAAUUCUUGUUCGGUGCUCUUGCUGAACUGAUUGAUAAUGCAAGAGAUGCUGAUGCCACCAGAAUGGAUAUUUAUGCAGAAAGGCGAGAGGAUCUUCGAGGAGGAUUUAUGCUUUGCUUUUUGGAUGAUGGAGCAGGAAUGGAUCCAAAUGAUGCUGCCAGUGUGAUCCAGUUUGGGAAGUCAGCCAAACGCACGCCUGAGUCCACCCAGAUCGGGCAGUAUGGGAAUGGGUUAAAGUCAGGCUCCAUGCGCAUCGGGAAGGAUUUUAUCCUCUUCACCAAGAAGGACGAUACCAUGACCUGCCUCUUCCUGUCUCGCACCUUUCACGAGGAGGAAGGCAUUGAUGAGGUGAUAGUCCCAUUGCCCACCUGGAAUGCUCAGACCCGGGACCCUCUCACAGACAACUUGGAAAAGUUCUCCAUAGAGACAGAGCUCAUCUACAAGUACUCCCCCUUCCACAACGAGGAGGAACUGAUGGCUCAGUUCACGAAGAUUCCUGGGGACAGUGGAACGCUGGUGAUCAUCUUCAAUCUCAAACUCAUGGAUAACGGAGAGCCAGAGCUGGACAUAGUCUCAAACCCAAGAGAUAUCCAGAUGGCAGAGACUUCCCCCGAGGGCACGAAGCCGGAGCGGCGCUCCUUCCGAGCCUACGCUGCCGUGCUCUACAUUGACCCCCGAAUGAGGAUCUUCAUCCACGGGCACAAGGUGCAGACCAAGAGGCUCUCCUGCUGCCUGUACAAACCCAGGAUGUACAAGUAUACUUCCAGCCGCUUCAAGACCCGGGCAGAGCAGGAAGUGAAGAAAGCUGAGCACGUAGCACGGAUUGCUGAAGAUAAGGCCCGGGAGGCGGAGAGCAAAGCACGGGCUUUAGAGCUGCGCUUGGGUGGAGACGUCACGCGGGACUCCAGGGUGAUGCUGCGGCAGGUGCAGAACGCAGCCAUCACCCUGCGCAGAGAAGCUGACGUCAAGAAGCGGAUCAAGGAUGCCAAGCAGCGAGCACUUAAGGAGCCUAAGGAACUGAAUUUUGUUUUUGGGGUCAACAUCGAACACCGGGAUCUGGACGGCAUGUUCAUAUACAACUGCAGCCGCCUGAUCAAGAUGUAUGAGAAAGUGGGACCGCAGCUGGAAGGGGGCAUGGCGUGCGGCGGGGUUGUUGGGGUUGUUGACGUGCCCUACCUGGUCCUGGAGCCUACACACAACAAGCAGGACUUCGCUGACGCCAAGGAGUACCGGCACCUGCUGCGGGCGAUGGGCGACCACCUGGCCCAGUACUGGAAGGACAUCGCCAUCGCCCAGCGGGGAAUCAUCAAGUUCUGGGAUGAAUUUGGCUACCUCUCUGCCAACUGGAACCACCCCCCAUCCAGUGACGUGCGUUACAAACGCCGGAGGUCCAUGGAAAUCCCCACCACCAUCCAGUGUGAUUUGUGUCUGAAGUGGCGGACCCUCCCCUUCCAGCUGCAUUCUGUGGAAAAGGAGUAUCCUGACACCUGGGUUUGCUCCAUGAACCCUGACCCUGAGCAGGACCGGUGUGAGGCUUCUGAGCAGAAGCAGAAGGUUCCCCUGGGGACGUUAAAAAAGGACCUGAAGACACAGGAAGAGAAGCAGAAGCAGCUGACGGAGAGAAUUCGCCAACAGCAGGAGAAGCUGGAGGCCCUGCAGAAGACCACCCCCAUCCGCUCCCAAGCUGACCUGAAGAAGCUGCCGCUCGAAGUAACCACUAGACCUCCCUCCGAGGAACCUGCACGCAGACCUCAGCGUCCACGCUCACCUCCUUUACCUGCUGUGAUCAAGAAUGCCCCGAGCAGACCCCCUGCCCUCCAACCUCCCAGGCCAACCAGGAAGGCUCCUGUCAUCAACAGCAUCCCAAAGCCGCCUGCCCUGGCAGCCCGGGAGGAGGCCUGUACGUCCAGGCUCCUUCAGCCCCCCGAGGCACCCCGAAAGCCUGCUAACACUGCAGUCAAGACGGUGACGGUGCCUCGGUCCACCCCUCCGGUGCAGCCGCCGACACCAUCUCCACUGCCCAACUCCAAGAGCCCUCGGGAGGUGCCCUCCCCCAGAGCCGCCAAGAUGCCCGUGGUCAAGAGGCCAGAGCCGCCUAGUAAACCUGCCCCGGCCACCCAUGGUCGGAAGCGGGCUAUCGAUGCCUCUGAUGAGGAGGAAGCUGAGGAAGAGGCUGUGGAGAGGAGGGAGAGACCCAAGCGGGGCAAGAUCACUGUGAAGGAGGAAAAGAAGGACCUGAGUGAGCUAUCAGACAGUGCUGAGGAGGAGGACUCCGCUGAGCUCAAGAAGGCGCAGAAAGAUAAAGGUCUGCACGUGGAGGUGCGUGUGAACAGGGAGUGGUACACCGGCCGCGUCACAGCGGUGGAGGCAGGCAAGCAUGCGGUGCGGUGGAAGGUGAAGUUUGACUACGUGCCCACAGACACAACGCCGAGAGACCGCUGGGUGGACAAAGGCAGCGAGGAUGUGCGGCUGAUGAAGCCCCCUUCGCCGGAGUACCAGACGCCUGACACCCAGCAGAACGGAGGUGAGGAGGUGGAGUCCACAGUGGCCAAGCUGGUUGAGGCCCAGCCGUCUGUGGCCGUGCCAGACGCCUCCACUUCCGAAUGCGUCCGCAUUGAGCCUGACACCACCGCCCCCAACUCCAACCACGAGACCAUCGACCUGCUCGUCCAGAUCCUCCGGAAUUGUUUACGGUACUUCCUGCCUCCAAGCUUCCCCAUCUCCAAAAAGGAGCUGAGUGCUAUGAAUUCAGAUGAGCUGAUAUCCUUUCCUCUGAAAGAGUACUUCAGACAGUACGAGGUGGGGCUCCAGAACCUGUGCCACUCCUACCAGAGCCGCGCCGACUCGCGGGCCAAGGCCUCGGAGGAGAGCCUGCGCGCCUCUGAGAGGAAGCUCCGUGAGACGGAGGAGAAGCUGCAGAAGCUGAGGACCAACAUCGUGGCUCUCCUGCAAAAGGUGCAGGAGGACAUUGACAUCAAUACGGACGACGAGCUGGACGCCUACAUCGAAGACCUGAUCACCAAGGGGGACUAA
This is a messenger RNA of Pipistrellus nathusii (Nathusius's pipistrelle), 3111 nucleotides long. NCBI's taxonomy places the organism in Eukaryota, Metazoa, Chordata, Mammalia, Chiroptera, Vespertilionidae. The record is from the annotation of a GenBank genome assembly.